Lottia gigantea (owl limpet) is the source of this 443-nucleotide messenger RNA. RefSeq lists its product as hypothetical. NCBI's taxonomy places the organism in Eukaryota, Metazoa, Mollusca, Gastropoda, Lottiidae. The annotation marks the transcript as partial. The transcript is spliced from 2 exons. The record is from RefSeq and is a predicted model, not a curated record.
AGAUGAUGAAAAUAACUGUUGUCCUUGCCUGUUUGGUAGCUAUCUCACAUGCCGGUAUGUACGGUAGUAUGAUGGGAGGUUUAUACCCUGGUAUGCUCGGUGGAUUAGGUAUGAUGGGAGGUUAUUACCCAGGCAUGAUGGGCAUGUACGGUGGUGGUAUGAUGGGUAUGUACAGUGGGAUGAUGGGAGGAAUCUACCCUGGUAUGCUUGGUGGAAUGAUGGGAGGAGGUCUUGGUAUGCUCGGUGGAAUGGGUAUGAUGGGAGCUGGUAUGUCUCCAUAUGCUGGUAUGGGAUCAUUUGGAGGUCAAAUGAUGAAUGGAGUGCAACCUGCCCAAACGUCAACACACUUCAGUUUUAAAUUGGUGAAGGAACGCACCAAAGAUAGCAAGACAUUUUCAAGCCAGAUCAUGGGGGAAUUGAGAUAUAAUAAAUAGUAAUUAAAC